Messenger RNA from Trachymyrmex cornetzi, 954 nucleotides. RefSeq lists its product as uncharacterized. Gene Ontology annotation, molecular function: nucleic acid binding. The coding region runs from base 1 to 954 and encodes 317 amino acids. Gene Ontology annotation, biological process: DNA integration. The transcript has a single exon. NCBI's taxonomy places the organism in Eukaryota, Metazoa, Arthropoda, Insecta, Hymenoptera, Formicidae. The record is from RefSeq and is a predicted model, not a curated record.
AUGGGUAAUUUGCCAGCAGUGCGGGUAAAUCCGGGACGUCCAUUUAAUCAUAUGGGUGUUGAUUACGCCGGCCCGUUUACAAUUAAGAUAUCGCGUAAUAAAUCGGGCAAAGUAUACUUGGCUGUAUUUGUGUGUUUAGCCACUAAGGCUGUUCAUUUAGAAGUCGUUUCUGAUUUGUCAACCGUUGCAUUUAUUAACACUUUGAAACGAUUCGUCGCAAGGCGUGGUAAAAGCAGUCACUUGUACUCAGAUAACGGUCGCAAUUUCGUAGGGGCCAGAAAUGAAAUGAACGAGUGGGUAAGGUUUAUCCAAAGCGAACUAUUAAAGAACGAGGUUUUAGAGUUUACUGCUGAACAAUCAAUUAGGUGGACAUUCAUACCCCCAUAUUCUCCUCAUGUUGGAGGGAUAUGGGAAUCAGCCGUAAAGGUAGCUAAAUCUCAUAUGAAGGCAGUAAUGAAUCAGAAUAGUUUGACAUUUGAAGAAUUGCCUACAAUAUUUACUCAAAUUGAGGCUAUACUAAUUUCGAGGCCAAUAACUCCAGUCUCAACGGACCCCUCAGAUUUAUCGACACUUAUGCCUGGACACUUUUUAGUAGGCGCGCCCUUAACGGCGAUUCCAGAACCCAAUCUUGAGCAGAUACACUUAAAUCGCUUAUCGCGCUUUCAACUACUAUCUAGUAUUAUACAAGGCUUCUGGAAGCGUUGGUCAAGAGAAUAUGUUUCUAAUUUACAAGUUAGACAAAAAUGGAAAGAACGUAAAGAAAAUCCUAAUCUUAAGAUAGGUGCUCUUGUAUUGCUACGAGAUGAUAACGCCCCCCCGCUUCAAUGGAGAUUGGGUCGCAUAAUCGAGCUCAUUAAAGGACAGGAUGGACUAGUUCGGAUGGUGGAAUUGAAAACCCAGUUAGGGUUAACUCAACGAGCGAUUCAGAGAAUUAGUGUAUUGCCAUUAGAAUAA